UCGAAGACGAAGAUGGCUGAUCCGUUGAAACAAAUAUGCGACGAACUAGGAGUCUGCACAGAAGAAGCGCUCUUCUACCUGGAAGGAUUCCGAUGGGAUCUAAACGCAGCGACGGAGGCUUGCCGUAGCAAAACAUUACCGUCGUCGGAGAACGAGAGAACCGCGGCGGAGGAACAAAGGAGAAACGAUAAGAUCGCGAGAUUCGUAGUCGCAACAGGAGCGACUGUAAAGGAAGCAAGAUAUUACCUCAGCCGCGAAAACUGGAACGUAGACAAUGCCUGCCUCUCUUUCUUGGCAUUAUCACACGACGAUCAUACUGAGGGGAGUUCGAAUGAGCCGUGGUAUCUGCACGGGUUCUCAGGGAAUGAACGACCGGACACGACGCAUGACGUUUUGAGUAAAGUGCCGCAGUUUCAUAAUACCUCGACGAAUCUCAGAAUCGGGAGCCCUCCUCCUUCUGCUAGGACGCCACCGCUUGAAUUGAAACCGGAAAGUAUAAAACGAUUCCGCGAUGUUGUCUCUGAUGCCUCUUCACAAGCCGUAAUCGAUUGCCUCAACGACUGCAAGGGGAAUGCAGAACACGCCAUCCAAUAUUUCUAUGAGGUUUACAGUCUAAAGAAUGAAACUCCCCCAGAAAGUUUACCUGAUGAGAUCAAGGAAGAGCGCAUCGCUUCAUUCUCUUCCAUGACUGGAGAGACUAGACAUGUUGCAAAAGUUUACCUGGAAAAGUUUAUGUGGAAUCUAGACCAAGCCAUCGACUAUUUCUUUGAACCUAGUGACCCCUCGGAGACACAAAAGUCACUUGAAGUGGCUGGUGAAGGAGACGUCACAGUGGCUAUACCUGGGAUGGCGUCAUCUCAAGUGGAUGGUAAGGCUGUAGAGGAAGGUUCAAGCACGGAGACAGUCCCUGAUCCUUUUGCUAACCGAGACAGGAGGACAACUGUGGAGACUCAAGCUGCGCCGAGUACUAUUACGUUAACUAUCAACUUGGCAGAUACGUCUGGGGCAUCGCUGGAGCUUCCUUUUAGAUCAAACCAAACCUUAAGAGACAUCCGCAAUGCUAUUGACCAGCGAUAUCCAGAUAACGACAGGGGCUACGUUUUGCAAUCGGGGGAUGGAGUAGACUACAUGGAUUGGAAUGUAACUGUAUACAGAGUUUCUACUCGUGGUACAGUUCUCUUCCAGAUCAACCCCUAGCUUUUGUUUUUGUACAGUUUUCCAGUGACUGAUGAAACAGAGAAAGAGAGAGAUGGAAAGAGGAUUCAUAUAGACGUUGAAAAGGAUUCUUGCUUUGUAUAGGA
Molecule: messenger RNA, 1301 nt
Organism: Brassica oleracea var. oleracea
Lineage: Eukaryota; Viridiplantae; Streptophyta; Magnoliopsida; Brassicales; Brassicaceae
Exons: 4
Coding region: 13-1197 (394 amino acids)
Cellular component (GO): endoplasmic reticulum
Molecular function (GO): ubiquitin binding
Source: RefSeq, a predicted model, not a curated record